AAUGAAGAUCUACAUCAGCGCCCUGUCUCUUACCCUCUGGGUUAUCCUGUAUUUUGACGGAUCAAGUUCAAUGGAGCCGCCAUCACAUUCUAAUCAAUCAAAUUCGCCGGUACAUGCUGGUAGAUCGGUGUCGCCGGAAUUUCACCCAAAUCAACAACUUCCUGUACCAUACUAUGAUGAACACGGAGAACUUGUUGCAAUAGCCUAUGAUGAGAAGAUUUAUGCGAUCGAAACAUUAAUCGCAGGAGGUCUAAAGCCACUUGGAUUCCAUAUACCUGACAUGGCUUACCUGAACCGAGUUAAAGGAUAUGUUUCUCCUAUUGGAUACUUCAGAAACCAGAUAGUUGUCGCUAUCAAAUGGGCAGGAUGUUUACCACUUGUGAAAAAGCUAACUGCAAUUCAACCGGAAAAAAAUGAUUUAGUACUGUAUCCGAAUGCUUUUACGCCUUUCGGAAUGUAUCGUGAAUUCGAGGGCCAACUCCGCUUUUAUCAGUUUACGUUCCGAAAUUAGAAAGAUUUCAGAACCUUCAAAUUGUUUUUUUUUUAAUUUUUGCCCCGAUGAACCAUAUAAUCUCGCUAUACAGAAAAAAAUUGGACAUCGAUACAUGUAAAAUAAAAGAUUGAUAUUAAAUUUCGCCCUUGCCGAUUUUCAGUUUUAUGCAUGACAAGAUUCCUCCUGAAAUAUUUUCGAUAACUUCAUUAAUUAUCAAUACCUCCGAGAACUUUUCUUCCCUAAAUCAUAUAAAUACAAUAAUCUU
Molecule: messenger RNA, 758 nt
Organism: Belonocnema kinseyi
Lineage: Eukaryota; Metazoa; Arthropoda; Insecta; Hymenoptera; Cynipidae
Exons: 4
Coding region: 2-511 (169 amino acids)
Source: RefSeq, a predicted model, not a curated record